CGCCAAAGUAACCUAUCGCUCGGCGUGUUUGUUUGUUUCUAAUUUAUUUCUUAUUAUUUAUCAGAUAAAGUGUUAAAAAUCAUCUGAAAGUAUGUCUACGCCAUCCAAGCGCCCGUCGUCGCGUGCGUCGUCAGAUGCCGCGACUCCAUCGCGUAGAACAAGAUCUUCGCAACAGGUUGUGGUACCGGAGACGCCUCAGCGUUCCACUGGGACUCCUUCUAAAGAUGGCACUCCUGGAACCCCCCGUACUCCACGCAGGACUCCGCGGACGCCGCGUGAGGCUCCGGGAACUUCGCCAGCCCGUGCUCUGGUGUCAAGUCCCAUUGGUACUGACAUAGACAUGAGCUCUCCAUUGAACUAUGGGACACCGAGCUCCCUGAGCACUCCGCGGUCCCUCAUGAGAGGGGCCAUGACACCUGCGAGACAGAGAGCUGACCUUAGGGGCGCCCAGAUAGGGCCUAACGUGCCUGCCCCCACACCUACCAGAAGGGCGGAUGAAGCUGCACCAGAAGUGUCAGGCGAACCCCAACUAGUAGUAUGGGGCACGGACGUGGCCAUAGCCGAGUGUCGCGAGAAGUUCGUCAAGUUCGUCCAGCGGUUCGUCGAGCCGGACGCCGUCACCAACGAACCUUUGUACGAACAAAAGCUGGAAGAGAUUCACACAUUAGAAGAGCCGUUUCUGGACGUGGACUGUGAACACGUGAAGAUAUUUGAUCCAAAGCUCCAUCGUCAACUUGUUUGCUACCCUCAAGAGGUGGUUCCGGCUUUCGACGCGGCAGUGAACGAGCUGUUCUUCGAGAAAUACCCGGCUGCGGUACUCGAACAUCAGAUACAAGUGCGCCCCUACAACGCGCCGCAUCGGCAUAUGAGGGACCUCAACCCUGAAGACAUCGACCAGCUGGUGACGAUCUCGGGCAUGGUGAUCCGCACGUCGGGCAUCGUGCCGGAGAUGCGCGAGGCGUACUUCCGCUGCGCCGUGUGCGGCGCGGGCGCGGCGGCCGAGCUGGAGCGCGGCCGCGUGCCCGAGCCGGCGCACUGCGCGCACUGCAGCACGGCGCACUGCUUCCAGCUGCUGCACAACCGCUCGCACUUCAGCGACAAGCAGCUCGUCAAGCUGCAGGAAGCGCCCGACGACAUGCCGGCUGGCCGCACCCCAGCGACGGUGAGCGUGAUGUCCCACGGCGCGCUGGUGGAGGCUGUGGGCGCGGGCGAGCGCGUCAGCGUGACGGGCGUGUUCCGCGCCGCGCCCGCCACGGUGCACCCCCGCAAGGCCACCCUCCGCGCCUUGCACAGGACGCACAUAGACGCGCUGCACUACAGGAAAGUGCACAGCGACCGGCUGCUUGAAACUGAGGACGGCAAAGAGCACAGGUUCCCGCCAGAACGCAUCGAACUAUUCAAAGCGCUGGCUUCCCAGCCAGAUUGUUACGAGCGACUGGCGCGCGCCAUCGCGCCCGCAGUCUACGAAAACCUGGAUAUUAAAAAAGGGGUGCUCUUACAACUGCUUGGGGGCACUAAAAAGAACUUCAACGCUGCAGGGAGAACGCACUUCAGAUCUGAAAUCAACAUCCUGCUGUGCGGCGACCCUGGCACCAGCAAGUCGCAGCUGCUACGCUACGUACACGGGCUGGUGCCGCGCGCUCAGUACACCUCGGGCCGGGGCUCCUCCGCCGUGGGGCUCACCGCCUACGUCACCAAGGACCCCGACACCCGCCAGCUGGUGCUGCAGACGGGAGCGUUGGUCUUGGCUGAUAACGGCAUCUGCUGCAUCGAUGAGUUCGACAAGAUGAAUGACUCUACACGCAGUGUGCUUCAUGAGGUAAUGGAGCAACAAACGCUAUCAGUCGCGAAGGCGGGCAUCAUCUGCCAACUGAACGCGCGCACCUCCAUCCUGGCGGCUGCCAACCCCGCAGAGUCGCAGUGGAACAAGAACAAAACUAUCGUCGAGAACGUACAACUGCCACACACACUUAUGUCCAGAUUCGACCUGAUCUUCCUCGUGCUGGACCCUCAAGAUGAGGUGUUCGACCGCCGGCUGGCCUCGCAUCUCGUCUCCUUGUACUACAAGGACUACACCAAUUCGCAAGACGACCAGGAUAUUGUUGAUAUGAGCUUGAUGCGUGAUUACAUCGCGUUUGCCAAGGAGCACGUGAACCCGAAGCUGAGCGAGCCGGCGCAACAACGACUUAUUGACGCCUAUGUAGACAUGAGGCGCGUAGGCAGCGGGCGCGGCCAGAUAUCCGCCUACCCUCGGCAGCUGGAGUCGCUCAUCAGACUCGCGGAGGCGCACGCGCGCAUGCGCCUCUCACCCGUCGUCGAGAUUCUAGACGUCGAUGAAGCGGCCCGCCUUCACCGCGAAGCCCUGAAGCAGUCAGCCACGGACCCGGCGUCUGGGCGCAUCGACGUGGGCAUCCUGACCACGGGGCUGGGCGCGGCCGCGCGCCGCCGCCGCGCCGACCUCGUGGCCGCCCUCAAGCAGCUCAUACAGCCCUACUCCAAGCCGCACACCCUUACGCACGCCAAGCUGCUGCAGGAAAUUAAUACCAACUCGCAGAUCACUGUAUCCAGAGAGCAAUUGGACGAAGCACUUCGCGACCUCCAGGACGAAGGGAAAGUGGUGAUUGUCAGCCAUACACAUCUCCGCCUAUGCUAACUUGUUUAUGUAGAUCAUAAGUUAUAAGUUGAAUAAUCAUAAGUUCCGUCUAUUGUAUGUUUCCAUUUUUUAUGUGUAAUAAACAAUCGUAUUUUUCAAA
Molecule: messenger RNA, 2753 nt
Organism: Pectinophora gossypiella (pink bollworm)
Lineage: Eukaryota; Metazoa; Arthropoda; Insecta; Lepidoptera; Gelechiidae
Gene: dpa
Product: DNA replication licensing factor MCM4
Exons: 17
Coding region: 92-2653 (853 amino acids)
Biological process (GO): mitotic DNA replication initiation; double-strand break repair via break-induced replication; DNA strand elongation involved in DNA replication
Cellular component (GO): nucleus; MCM complex
Molecular function (GO): single-stranded DNA binding; ATP hydrolysis activity; ATP binding
Source: RefSeq, a predicted model, not a curated record